AAAUCAAUCUAAAGUCUGUUUCGUUUUAACAGGACACUUACUGAAGAAUUCCUCUCUUUUGAAGCAUUCACCGGAUUUCAGGAUGAAAAAAAUUAUGAGCCGAACCACCAAAAAUGUCCUUGUGGUUUCAUUUGGAUUUCUGCUCUUAUUCACAGCAUAUGGGGGGCUGCAGAGUUUACAGAGCAGCCUCAAUGCUGAGAAUGGAAUGGGUGUUAUUUCACUCAGUGUCAUCUAUGGAGCCAUCAUUUUGUCCUCAAUGUUUCUGCCUCCGAUAAUGAUCAAAAAUCUGGGCUGUAAAUGGACCAUCGUCCUUUCAAUAUGUUAUGUGGCAUAUUCCUUUGGAAACCUUGCACCGGGCUGGCCAAGUCUGAUGACCACCUCUGCCAUUCUGGGUAUGGGAGGUUCACCGCUGUGGUCUGCAAAAUGUACCUAUCUCACAAUAAGUGGAAAUAGACGAGGCCAGAAACUCAACAAGAAAGGCCAAGAUCUCAUCAACCAAUAUUUUGGCAUCUUUUUCUUCAUUUUUCAGUCAUCAGCGGUGUGGGGAAACCUCAUGUCAUCUCUGAUAUUUGGCCAGGAUACUAGCAUAGAAGUCCCUGAGGAGAACCUGCAGUACUGUGGUGCGACAUCAUGCGUUGAAAAUUUCACAGUCGCAAACUCAACCCUUCCAGCAAGACACCUAGUGAAUACAUUACUAGGCAGCUACAUUGGUGUGGGUGUUCUGGCCAUAAUUUUUGUGGCGGUGUUCCUGGACAACAUCGACCGAGAUCUGGCCAGAGAAUUUCGUAAGAACAAGGGCAACCAAUCAUUUUGCAGCACCUUUCUGGCUACCUUCAAGCUCUUGAGAGAUCCUAGAUUGUUGCUUCUCAUCCCAUUGACCAUGUACAGUGGGUUUGAGCAAAGUUUCCUUGCUGGUGAAUACACAAAGAACUAUGUGACUUGUGCGAUAGGAAUACACUAUGUUGGCUUUGUGAUGAUCUGCUUUGGUGCUUCUAACUCCCUGUGCUCAUUCGCGUUUGGUAGACUGGCUCAAUACACUGGAAGAAUCCCCCUUUUUUGCUUGGCUGCAGCGACAAACCUGGGCUGUUUUCUGGGUCUUUUGUUCUGGGAGCCUCAUCCAGACCAGCUGGGAGUGUUCUUCGUGUUUCCAGCCCUCUGGGGGAUGGCAGACGCGGUGUGGCAAACACAAACCAAUGCACUUUAUGGCAUUCUCUUUGCUGAGCACAAAGAAGCAGCAUUUGCUAACUACCGCAUGUGGGAGUCACUCGGUUUUGUUAUAGCCUUUGCUUACAGCACAUUCAUCUGCCUGUCCACCAAAAUCUACGUUGCUCUGGCUGUUCUUGCCCUUACUAUGGUAACUUACCUUUACGUUGAGUACAACGAGUACAAGCAUCCAAAACCAAAAGUAACCAUUGAAGACUUGCAUAAACCAGAAAAGGCUGACCUCAAAGAAUUGAAUGACAAAGAUAAAAAAGAUAUCAUUGCUCAGACACAAAUGUAAAUAGAUUUUAGUUGAUAUUUCUGCAUCAGUAUGUAUUUCAAUAUGUAAAAUAUAGAUUUUUUUGUUCAUUCAGAAAUUAUUUUUCCGUAUGUUUUACAGUGUUGAGAAGCUAUUCUGUUUUUUUGAUGUAGCAUGUAAAUGUUUUGAUAAUUUUCUUUAUUAUUUUUUAUUUCUGUACAAAAGCACAAAUAAUGUUAAAAAUAAGCAUGUCAGGUUAACAUGAACAAAGUGUUUAGUAGAUAAGGAGAUCAUUUUUAAAAAAUAUGAUCAUAAAGUAGACUUGUAUUAUUUUGAGAUUGAUGUCUAUAUAUAAUAAAUCAGCUGCUUUUCCCAUAAA
Molecule: messenger RNA, 1838 nt
Organism: Cyprinus carpio (common carp)
Lineage: Eukaryota; Metazoa; Chordata; Actinopteri; Cypriniformes; Cyprinidae
Product: N-acetylglucosamine transporter UNC93A-like
Source: RefSeq, a predicted model, not a curated record